Molecule: messenger RNA, 1398 nt
Organism: Temnothorax curvispinosus
Lineage: Eukaryota; Metazoa; Arthropoda; Insecta; Hymenoptera; Formicidae
Exons: 3
Coding region: 240-716 (158 amino acids)
Source: RefSeq, a predicted model, not a curated record
UAUAUUUUUUAUGCCAGAUUUAUUUUAAACAGUUAAAACUCUAUUCGUUUUCUACAUUUAUCUUAUUCUUAGAGAGUGUCUGAAGUGUAAAAGUCUCAAAAGUUAAGGUUUCAGAAGAUACGAGAAUGGAAUGCUGCUUUAACGCGUCCCUGAUUUUCAAUUAUUUCUUGGAAAGCUUUUGUUUUGUAAGAAUAAUCGAAGUCGGAUAGCACGAGAAAAAUGACUAGCAAAAUGCAAAUAUGAACGCUUGCCAAGAGGUUGCGACGUCAACUGCCAAGUUGUUGGAUGCCUCUAAGUAUAAUUUGCGAUGUAAUCGCAAUAUCAGUGAGAAAAUGACGAAGAAGGACUUUAUCUAUGACAUCCCUACACCGGUGCAGACCAUGAGAAAGUUUGAGAUACAAAAACAACCAAUUAUCCUACUACGACGAAAAGAGGCCGCCGGCACAAGAAUGCCGCAUUACACUGUAAUUUCUGAGAAAUUGAUGGACCUCGGUGGCAGCGGUGAUGCAACUGUUGUUGCCGAUCGACGGGGAUUAGGAUACGCGUGUAAUCUCUGCCAGGAGCCGAUUGCCACUUUGUUUUCCCUGUCGACUCACGUCAAGUUUCACUGCCAGAGAUACUGCAAAAUAUGCUACUGGAUUCUGCGUGAAAACGAGACGAUGGAACGGCACAUCGACAAUCAUCAUCGAACUAUACCGGAGGUCAUAAGCUUCUAGUACCUGAAAGCCCGCUUAAUUAAUUAAAAACGUCGAUAUUCCGAAUUGUGUUAAUCUGAACAAAAGUAGGAAUGAAAUAAAUAUUUUAUGAAAGACGAUUCGGAAGUGGAAUUUUUUUUUUUUUUUUUUUGGGCUAUAGGAGAAAAUGCGUAGUGUACACCGUGUUUUAUAACGUAUUAUCUACUAUUAACUCGCGUUGUGCACGCGAUGAAGAGCGGAAGUGUCGUGGUAUCGUUGUAUUAAGCUGAUUAGCAGGCGGCGGGAGCGCAAUUAACCUAAUUUCUUUCCGAUUCGCGUGCGAGAGUAUCCGAAGCAAUAAAAAGCAGGGGCGCCCACACGCGCAAAAUGAUGAUAAAUUUAUUUGUUCAUCAGUGAUAAAAGGCUCGCGCUGCCAACGCCACAAUUACUUAUAGUUUCGCAAUUCGUCGAUAGUAUAAUUUCAAAUAGAGAAUAACUGCAGUAAUUAAUUAAACAAAAAUAUAAGAUAUUAAAAUAACAAAGCUGAUUCGAGGCAACCGUUUCUACAGCUUGAAAUAAAUAAAUUUGUGAGUUUGGGAAAGAAUCUCUACGAAAGAGGGAGAAACGCAUUAUUUAUUCCUUAACUAAAUUAUCCGCGCGAAUGCAAAUCAUUUCCUCUUUUCCCCAAUUUCUUUCCAGAUCAUCCGAAACUCCGAUAAUCAUG